AGGCGGGAGGGUGGUACCUACAGCAGCACCCAGAAGGAUGGUUCGUCGGUGUCUCAGGUCCUCCUCCACCACACCCACUUCACCGCCAGCUAUUAAACCUAUUCUCAGCCCCGUCACUCCUCAGAAACCCAUGCGUCACUCCACCAGAGUGCGAACCCACGACGGCAGUGGGCUGACCAUCCGCAUCCCCCGGCAGCAGAGUGACCGUAGUCACCACCCACUGGUCACCCCCGACGCCCACCACCCACUAGUGUCUCCAAACGCCCACGCCCGUUCCCCCGUCAUCAAGUCCAAGAGCCUCACCACGAGCAUGGAUAAGCUCACCUCCUCACAGCAGGUCCAGCAGCAGCAGGCCCAGCAACAGCAAGCCCAGCAGCAGCAGGGAAGCGGUGGUUCCUCCCGGGAAUCAUCUCGUCCAUGUUCUCGUGGCUCUACACCGUCCAGCACCAGGUCUUCUACCACGCCUUCACGACGACCACCCAGGCCUUCACGUUCCCCAGACCCUGACACUCCUGAUAGUGACGAGCGGUGCGGCAAGACUAACUCUCCCUGUGGCAGUGAAAUCUCCCUUCACUCGGCCAAGUCGGCAGCCUCGGCCAAAUCCAGUGCUUCGGCGAAAUCCAGCCUGUCUGCCAAGUCUAAUGCCUCGACCGUAUCUAACCUGUCGGCCAAGUCUAGUGCCUCGGCCAAGUCUGCUGGCUCGGCCAAAUCCGAUUCCUCGGCUAAAUCGAAGGAGCCUAUGGCCAGGUCCAUGCGCAAGUCACCCAGCACUUCCCCAGGCUGCUCCAAGCACCCGGUCAAGAGUGCCGUGGCUAAGAGCACCAAGGCCAAGUCCCCAGUGCCUACCCACAGUGCCAGCAGCAGCGCCCACAUACCCUCACACACCAUGAAUCGACGACGCAGUACCUUAUCCUCAGGGUCGUCUGCCUCCAGUGCUGAUACUGCUCUUUAUAAUGGGAUGGCAAAUGGAGAGCAGUACAAUUCCUCCUCCAGGCGGACAACUCCUCCUCGGCAGACACCCCCUCGUAGCUCUGGCACCCCAUCUGGAGCAAACACUCCUAGGCACAUGCCGACUAAGAAGUCUCUCCCAGUGUUCAACUCCUACAUGAGUCUUUUCCAAGUGCAGGAGAAACUCAAGAAAGGAGAAGUUAUUGAGGGGGUGUUGAGAAUCAACCCGAAAAACUAUGAAGAUGCGUAUAUCAGCGCGCCGGACGGGGGGAUGGACAUCUAUAUUGGCGGGGUACUUGACCGCAACGCUGCCCUGCACGGGGAUGUGGUCGCAGUGGAAAUUAAACCCCCCGACCAGUGGAAGGUGCUCUAUGAUAUAUUAGAUGAAUACAUAGAAAACCAUAAAGAAAAAAAAAGUGUAUAUAGAUUGCUGGAGUCCAAUAUAACUGCUUCAGUUGCCAACAUUGCUUCUUCAUAUAACCCUUAUCUAUUAACACUAAUGUCAAGCAUUUCAAUAAAAAGAAAAAGGGAGAGUCGUUGGAAAAAACUAAUACAGAAAUAAAAAGUAGCCAAAGCUGAAGAUCAUCUUGAACAGUGUGAUAGUGAUGUAGUGGUGGAAGGGGAAAUGGAAAAUUAUGAAGUUCCACCCAACUCGGCCAAGGCAGUAAGAAAGAAGAAAAGAAGAGGAGGACGAGGAAAAAAGAAAGGGAGAAAGAAAUCAGUUAAGGAACAGGGUGGAUCAGAUUCAGAAACUCAAGACACGCAGAGCAAGAAUGCAAUUGUACCUGAAGAGGCUAAGGAACAAGAAUUGGAUAAUACCACCUUGGAAGUGGUGGUUGAAUUGCAUAAUCAGGAUAUUCAUAUUGCUGAUGAAAUUUUAAUUUUACCAUCAAAACAAGAUCUCAGUGGUUUAAGUCACUGUGAUUCAGAUGAAGACAAUGCAAAAGUAAUUGUUGUUCCUCCAGAUCAACUUAGUGAGUGCGAGUUAACAGAUGACGAGAGCGGAUGUAGCGAAAUCCUUGAUUAUGAUCGGAAUCGGGAAGAUCAAAGUUUUAUACAAGCCCAGUGGGAAGCUUUUCAAGAAGAAAUAAGAAAACAAAAUGACUGUCACCAAGAUGUUUGUUCUAGUGAUAAGUAUCAGGUAGUUGCUGUACCAAGUGAUGCCAAGCAGUUGAACAUUCCCUUUGGAGCAACUGAUAUAAAGAAAAUCAGUAGCAUUGAUCAGUUGGGUUUCAUAAAGCAGGAAGGUGUAAAUGUUGAUCAUGAAUCAAAAAGUGAUUCAGUUAGGUUAAAGGUGGAGGAGGUGUCGAGUGCCAAUGUUGUAAAUAGUGUGAACAAAGAUGGUCAUUAUAUAAGUACUGUGAAUACAAUGGAAGUUUAUAAUUUAAACACACAGUCUCUGCAGGGUGAUAUAACCUUUGAAGAAAAAUCAUGUAAGACUGAAAAAAGUGGGGUUAAUCAUGAAAAAGGUACCAGUGAUCGGGAAAUAUGUGAACAGCUGGAUAAUUUAACAUUAAAUGAUUGCUGUGAAGAAAUGAAGGAUUCCAAGAAUUUUAAAUCACGUGACCAAAAGAAGAAAGCUGGGGGUAAAAGGAAUAAAUCUGUUUCAGAGAAACUUUUGUCUUCUUUACCAAAUAACACUCUGGGAACACCAAGCAGUAUUUCAAGUGUAGAGGCUGGCUCUGCUUCACUGAAAUCCUGUGACCAUGUAAGCUGCAAAAAGGAGCAUACAGCUGGAGAUUACCCUGAACAGAAGUGCUGCAAAAAAAUGACGUGUGACUUUACAAACAACCAAAGCAUGCCUGUUGGGUUAAGUCAUAAAAGGGAAAAGCAGUCUAGUGAAAAUAAUUCUUGCAAAUUUACUAAUAAACUCAUAGACGACAAUAAAAAUACACAAAAAAGCAAAGAAAACUCUGGGAAGAAAAUCUUAGCUGGUCAGACUAAUAUACAAAUUUCAGAAAAAUUGGAUUGUAAGGAACUAUCUAUUCUGCAAAUUCAGCAACUUGAUAAGUGGGAGAAAUUUGUUCAACGGACAGCCCAUGUGGUUCAUAUACUGGACAGAAAGCAUACACGAAUGGGGGCAGGCACUUUAAAGCUCUUUGGUGACAAGAACCCAAACUUUGCUUUUUUUGCACCUAAUGACCAUCGUCUUCCACGCAUGAAGAUACCCAUGAGACAGUGCCCAUCAGACUUUUUUGCCAGACAUCAAGAUUAUGAAAAGAGAAUUUUCUUGUGUAAGAUUGCUCAAUGGAGGGAGCCUAAAUUUGCAUUAGGGGAAUUAGUACGAGAUGUAGGUGCUGUUGGAGAUGUUGAGGUUGAAACAGAAGCUAUGCUACUUGAACAUGGAAUUGAUUACGCAGAAUUCCCAGACACGGUGUUACAAGACCUUCCAUCCUUGCCUUGGUCUAUCCCUCUGCAAGAAAUGAAAGCUCGCACAGACCUGAGGGAUGAGUGCAUCUUCACCAUCGACCCUUCUACUGCAAGGGAUCUUGAUGAUGCAGUGUCUUGUCUGCCGCUACCAUCAGGGAACUACCGAGUGGGAGUCCACAUUGCUGAUGUUAGCUACUUCAUACAUGAGGGAACACUUCUGGAUGAAGUUGCAUCCAGUCGAGCUACCAGUAUCUACCUCGUUCAAAAAGUAAUUCCCAUGUUACCACGGGUCCUCUGUGAGCAUCUAUGCUCAUUAAACCCAGGAGAAGAUCGCCUGGCAUUCUCAGUUGUAUGGGAGCUAAGUCCAAGUGGUGAAGUGCUUGGUGAAUGGUUUGGCCGCACUGUUAUUCGAUCAUGUGUAAAGUUGUCUUAUGAGCAUGCACAAAGUAUGAUUGAAAACCCAGAUAGAGAAUGGUCAGAUGAGGAGAUUCCACAAAUUACUGGACCCUAUUCUAGUUGUGAUAUUAGCAAAGCGGUCAAUAAUCUUCACACUAUAGCAGUAAAGCUUAGGAAAAAAAGGUUCCAGGAUGGUGCCUUACAAUUAAAUCAGGUUAAAAUUGCCUUUAAUCUUGAUAAUGAAACAAAUAUGCCAAAUGGUUUCUAUGUGUAUGAGCAAAAAGAUAGUAAUAAAUUAAUAGAGGAAUUUAUGUUGCUUGCAAACAUGGCAGUUGCUCACAAGAUAUACAAGUCCUUUCCUAACCUUGCUGUGUUGAGACGUCACCCUUCUCCUCUCGAGAAUCCCUUGGAAGGUGCUGCUCAUGCUUUGAAGGCAGUAGGUAUAAACUUGGAUAUAUCUAGUGCUGGGGCACUCAAUAAGUCAAUUACACGUUAUGCUGGCAAUGAUAAAUAUACCAUUGGAAGACUUCAAGUUAUUACGUCUAUGUGCAGUAAGCCCAUGCAGUUUGCUCGGUACUUUUGUUCAGGGUAUUUGACAGACAAGUUAGAGUACAAGCAUUAUGCACUGAAUGUACCUCUCUACACUCACUUCACAUCUCCAAUUCGUCGUUAUGCUGAUCUGAUGGUUCACCGGCUUCUUGCUGCUGCUGUAGAUUCAGAUAGAUAUGGGCCACCAUCACGAGAUUCAAGGACAGUUCAGAAGGUAGCUGAACAUUGUAAUGAUAAAAAACAAACAUCAAAGAUUUUGCAAGAAUUAAGUGGUGAACUUUACUUAUCUCUCUUUAUCAGACAAGUAAAAGAAAUGGAGGAAGAGGGGAUGGUAGUCAUGGUUUUAGAUCGAGCUUUUGAUGUUCUUGUACUUCAGCUGGGGGUCAUUAAAAGAGUGUAUACUGAUAAACUUCCUCUUGAUAAAGUGCUGUAUACAAAAAGUAAUGGAAUUAUGUUUUUAGUCCUGAUUUGGAAAGCUGAAAAAGAUUGUAUUCCUAUAAAGCAAAAGAUUGGUUUGUUCAGUCAUGUGAGGGUCUCUCUCCAGCCUGUGGAAAAUGAUGCACUAAAGUUUCAAGCUGUUCUUUUGUGUCCCACAUAAAUUCUUGACUUUUUUUUUUUUUUCUCUGGUUUACAGUGAUGAGUUUGAGGUCCGUCCGUCUGUCUUAAAAUUUGUGACUAAUCUUUGUUUUUUAUUCAUGUGACUGGGCCUGAUUUUUGGCCGAUACCCAGUUUAGUUUCAGCAUAUGGCAAGUUGUGUUAUAUAUAGACUAAUUUCAUUUUAGUUAUUUUGUAAUGCACAUUUGGUUUAGAAUGUUAAUAAAAAUAUCAAUGUUUUUAUUCUAUUAGGUAGAUAUUGAUUUCUUAUGGGAUAAGAAAUUCCUUAAUAUCUUAAACAUUUUGAUCAGCUAUUCCCUCCCUCAUAUACUUGUACCUGAUAUGAAAAAUUAUUUGGAUACUUCAUAUGGAUUUUUUAAGAUGGCUUUUGUGUUCAGCGAUAGAUCACUUGGUGUAGGGGUUUUAUCACCCUGUCUGGAUUACUGUUUUCAGCACAAUGUAUUGUUCAGGCAGAGAGAGCUUUUAAAGGAGGAAACUUAAUAUAAAAUAUUUUAAAAGUUUAACAUGAUAAAUGUACAUAAAACUUUAAACAAUAUGAUUUUAAUAUCAAGACUAUAUUCUCUGCUUCGGCUAACUUGAUCAGAUGGUACUUGUCUACCUCAGGUAAAAUUGAGGAAUACUAUAUAUUUUGCAUUUAUCUCUUGUUAUUCUACCACAAUUUGCUAAAGGUACUGUGUUACUAUUAAGAGGUUUGUGGAUAUACAUUUUAUGGUAUUAGUUGACAUUUUGUUUCUUAGAGACCUAUGAAGUGUUUUGUAUGAAAUUCAUCUGACACCUUUUAAUAUUUUAUUUGUUUUGGACUCUACAUAAAACUAAAAUGUGAUAAUGCAGUUUUUUAAAAAAUAAAAUGGUCAUAUCA
Molecule: messenger RNA, 5737 nt
Organism: Cherax quadricarinatus
Lineage: Eukaryota; Metazoa; Arthropoda; Malacostraca; Decapoda; Parastacidae
Product: DIS3-like exonuclease 2
Biological process (GO): miRNA catabolic process
Cellular component (GO): P-body
Molecular function (GO): 3'-5'-RNA exonuclease activity; RNA binding
Source: RefSeq, a predicted model, not a curated record